AUGGUGUUACCCCCGGGUUUUGAGUGUGAAAAGCCGAAACAAGUAUGCAGGCUAUUACGCUCCUUAUAUGGUUUGAAGCAAGCAAGCCGCCAGUGGAACGCAAAACUUAGCUCAGCUCUUAUUCAUAUUAGUUUCAGCCAAUCUCAAGCUAACCCCUCUCUAUUCACAAAAGGUGAUGGCAACAGUGUCAUUGCCCUUCUUGUGUAUGUUGACGAUAUACUUGUUGCUAGUUCUAACAUGAGCCUUAUCACAAGUUUGAAACAAUUCCUGGACUCCACCUUUAGAAUCAAAGACUUGGGACCUCUUGGUUACUUCCUAGGGAUUGAAGCACACAUGGGAAAAGAUGGUUUAAGCUUGUGCCAGAGGAAAUAUGCACUGGAAAUAUUAGAAGAAGCUGGCUUUCUUGAGUGCAAACCGGCAGCUACACCCAUGAUUCCAGGUCUAAAACUUGUACACAAGGAAGGCACUUUGCUCAGUGAUGCUAGCAUGUAUAGAAGACUGAUAGGGAGACUUCUAUACCUUACUGCCACUAGGCCUGAUAUCGCAUAUGCCCUCCAACAGCUUAGCCAGUUUGUAGAUGCCCCUACAGACAUACAUUUGACAGCGGCUCACCGAGUGCUACGAUAUAUUAAAGCCUCACCUGGUCAAGGAUUAAUCUAUCCCUCACAAACAAGAUUACAUAUCAAAGCCUUCUCGGACUCCGAUUGGGCGGCAUGCAAUGAAACACGCAAAUCCGUCACUGGUUUUUGCAUUUUUCUUGGCUCUUCUCUUAUAUCUUGGAGAUCAAAGAAGCAAGCAACUGUCUCCCGCUCCAGUUCAGAAGCUGAAUACCGUGCUCUUGCAGCCACCGUGUGUGAAAUACAGUGGCUUACAUACUUACUUCAUGAUCUCAAAGUCUCGGUUACUAAGCCUGCAGUUCUAUUUUGUGACAGCAAAUCUGCGGUGGCUAUUGCAGAGAAUUAUGUCUUCCACGAACGCACCAAACAUAUAGAGAUCGAUUGCCACGUGGUUCGUGAGAAGGUAACCAAAGGAUUGAUCAAGCUCUUAUCUGUUUCAACUAAGAAUCAAACGGCUGACGGCUUCACAAAGCCCCUCCCCACGUCUCUGUUUCACUGCUUCAUUAAUAAGCUUGGCAUACAAAAUUUGUACGCUCCAGCUUACCGGGGGGUAUUGGAGAAGACAAAUACACCCUCAGAUGAAAUAAAGAAGUGA
This is a messenger RNA of Ipomoea nil (Japanese morning glory), 1212 nucleotides long. RefSeq lists its product as uncharacterized. Bases 1 to 1212 code for a protein of 403 amino acids. The record is from RefSeq and is a predicted model, not a curated record. NCBI's taxonomy places the organism in Eukaryota, Viridiplantae, Streptophyta, Magnoliopsida, Solanales, Convolvulaceae. The transcript has a single exon.